AUGAAGAGCUUUGAAAAAGAAAUAAGAUCUUCAUUGGAGGUGGAGGAAGUCGUUGAUCUGGUGGCGAGUCUCAACCCGAGCUUGGGUACUUGUUGGAAGCUUCUGAUUAUGAGCUUGGGGUUCCCUUCAUCUUUCUUCGACUUGAGAUUUGGCUCCAUUGGAGGAGCCAUUUCUUUCGACUCCCCCGGUUUGAUGCGCAGCAGUUCAAAGAGCAGAAAUUGCCAUUUUGAUUUGGAGAUAGAGGCUGAAUCUCAAGAGAAUAAGGGAAGAGUUGCCUUUAGAAAUUGCUCAAAUUUGCUUGAAUUGGCAGCCACAGACGAUCUGGAUGGUUUUAUAUGUGAAGCAGAGGAGAGGGGUUGUGAUAUUGAUGUCAAGGUUUUCACUUAG
This is a messenger RNA of Fraxinus pennsylvanica, 387 nucleotides long. The record is from the annotation of a GenBank genome assembly. NCBI's taxonomy places the organism in Eukaryota, Viridiplantae, Streptophyta, Magnoliopsida, Lamiales, Oleaceae.